ACGUCAUACAGGCGUGGCGGCAAAGAGGAAGGCAGUAAAGUGAAGGCCCACCAUUUUAACAGAAGUCAUAAGAUUUUAUUUUUUUUACUUUCGUCUGACCCGGUGUGAAUUCAUAGCAUUAAAGAUGGGGAAUCGGGUCGCCCGUGAUGACUACGAAUGGGUUUAUACUGACCAGCCACACGCUGACAGAAGGAAAGAGAUCCUCGCUAAAUAUCCACAAAUCAAGUCACUGAUGGGUCCUGACCUGAGGCUCAAAUGGAUCGUGUGCAUGAUGGUGGCUAUACAAUUUUUAGCUUUCUACCUGAUCAAAGAUUUGGAUUGGAAAUGGGUUUUGUUUUGGACCUAUGCCUUUGGGAGCUGUAUCAACCACUCAAUGACCCUUGCUAUUCACGAGAUCUCCCACAACACCGCCUUCGGAAACAACAAAGCUUUGUGGAACCGAUACUUUGCCAUGUUUGCCAACCUCCCGAUCGGCCUGCCCUACUCUGCCUCAUUCAAACGCUACCACUUGGACCAUCACCGCUACCUUGGAGGAGACGGUGUGGAUGUAGACAUCCCCACUGCCUUUGAAGGCUGGUUCUUCUGCACCCGCUUUCGCAAGUUCAUUUGGAUUAUUCUGCAGCCUCUGUUCUACGCCAUUCGACCUCUUUGCAUCAACCCCAAGCCCAUCAGUCAGUUGGAACUGACCAAUGUUGUUCUUCAGCUCGCCUUUGACAUUCUGCUCUACUGGGUGUGGGGGGUCAAGCCUGUGGUGUACAUGCUGGCGGGGUCCAUGCUGGGGAUGGGUCUCCACCCAAUCUCCGGGCACUUCAUAGCCGAGCACUACAUGUUCCUCAAGGGGCAUGAAACCUACUCCUACUACGGCUCCCUCAAUCUGCUCACCUUCAAUGUAGGCUAUCACAACGAACACCACGACUUCCCCAGCAUUCCUGGACGUAGGCUACCAAUGGUGAAACAAAUAGCAGCAGAGUAUUACGAUGAUCUUCCUCAAUACACGUCGUGGGUGAAGGUCCUGUACGACUUCAUCAUGGACGACACACUCAGCCCAUUCUCUCGAGUCAAGAGGAAGGUGAAAGGAGACGUCAAACUGGAGUAAUCUCAGAGUGAUUUUUUUUUUUUUUUUUGGAACAAAACUAACACUUGGAAUAAGUUUGGAGAGUGUUGAGUAUUUGAGUUUGGGUAUGAAGCACGCUGCUCAUAUUCUACUGUACAAUGAAUUUAUAGACUUGUAUGGAACAUUGUUACGCUUUAUGGGCUAUGCCUGAUAGGUGUUUAGGUCAAACUCAUUCAUUUGUGCACAAAUAACACACCCCAGUUUUGGUUGUGUGGCCGUGAAAAAACAUUUUUGCAAUUUAGACUUUUUAAUGAAAAACCUCUACUUUAUACUCAAUUGUGACACUUUAACAAUAACUAAAGAUUUAACCUAUUGUGACGAUUCAACUUGUAAUUGGCAUUAGAAUCACAGGAUGUGAUGUCCUCAAGAGGGAACGGCAACAGCGCAAUGCCGUCCAGACACAUGCUUGUGCCCGGCGGUUCAUCAGGAUCAUUAAAAGUCCGAAAGACCAUGGCAACUUAAUCCAGUAGAUCCCUGCCGCUCAAAUGGGGAGAAUCCGCAAGUAAUUCAGACGCCCAUAAAAAUGUCUGCUUUUGACACGCGGCUCACUCCUAAAGGGGUCCUCCUCUCUUUAAUUGCCAUUGUUCACUCACAACAGAAUCCAGGUUUAAUCCGGAAAUAUACACAUUUAAAGUACAAAAUGUAUAGCUACUCACCAGUAAUGAAUGAUCAGCAUCCAGGAACAGAUGGAAUGGGAGUCAUGGUGUAGAAGUCACUUUAGCAUCUCAAAUGUGACAUCACAACGCUUGAGGAAGACAACUGAAGCUUAAAGACAUCAACAUGUAGGGCUUUUUUUUUUUUUUUUUAAACAGCAGUGUAUUUAAUUUACCUGCAUCAUGACCUGUUUAUAAUUUAUUACUUUGUGCUGCAACUAAUUAAUCUGAAGCUUCUUCAGAUUAAUCGUUUACCAAAUCACUAUGAACCAAGUUACUGUUUUCCAAAGUCAAGGCUGAUGUGUGCGAAUAACUUGUUUUGGCUAAACCACAAAGAUAUUAGGUCUGCUUUCUCGGAUGACUAAGGAAAUGUCAAAAAUAUUUACAUCCGAGAGGCUGAAAUCAGGGGAUAGUCACGUUUAAAUAAAAAAACGAUUAAUCGAAUACCAAAGUAGUGGAUGAGUCAUCAAUUAAUUGUUGCAAAUCUCGUUAUUACCAACUUAGAGUGAAUGAGAUUUUUUUUUAAAUCUAAAAAAUAAAUAUUUUUGACCAAAAAUGUGCAAAUUUGCGGGGUGGUGAAUGCUGAAGUGCGAAUAUGCGGGAUCCACUGUUGUCAAUUUCAGUCCCUUUUGAAAAACCUAAUCUGGACAUGUAUUCUCUACUCUUCAACCCAGAUGAUAAUCAUGGAAAGUCUUGGAAAUUUCCACCAGAGGAUGAAUUCAUGUGAGCAGAAAGAAAGGUGUUGGUUGUUGGAUGCUCACAUUUAUGUGCCUUGUUCUCGUUCUAAAACACCUUUUGCCUUUUCAAGUCUUUGCAUCCCACAUUUCACAAGCUGUUGUGACAUGUGAGCUCCUGGAAUUCCUGCGCAGUUCAGAGGUGAUUUGUGGUCAUUGAAAUGGACUAAAUGCUUUGAUCAAAAAAUGUAUGUUCAUACUCUUAAUAAAUAAUGUCUUCACUGACGAAAACUGAAUAAAAUGAUCAAUUACAACUCAUGAAA
Dunckerocampus dactyliophorus (ringed pipefish) is the source of this 2764-nucleotide messenger RNA. RefSeq names its product delta(4)-desaturase, sphingolipid 1 (gene degs1). NCBI's taxonomy places the organism in Eukaryota, Metazoa, Chordata, Actinopteri, Syngnathiformes, Syngnathidae. The record is from RefSeq and is a predicted model, not a curated record. Bases 125 to 1096 code for a protein of 323 amino acids. Gene Ontology annotation, molecular function: sphingolipid delta-4 desaturase activity. The transcript is spliced from 3 exons. Gene Ontology annotation, biological process: ceramide biosynthetic process. Gene Ontology annotation, cellular component: membrane.